Molecule: messenger RNA, 501 nt
Organism: Penaeus monodon (black tiger shrimp)
Lineage: Eukaryota; Metazoa; Arthropoda; Malacostraca; Decapoda; Penaeidae
Exons: 2
Coding region: 1-501 (166 amino acids)
Source: RefSeq, a predicted model, not a curated record
AUGGCUGAUAUCGACCUCCUUUUCUCUGUGUUGUCAGUAUUCGUUGGGCUGAUUUUUCUGUUUGCUUUGUUCUUCUACCUUUGCAGAGUAAGGAAGCAGUUUGUACCUACUCGAAGGCCUCUGUAUCCCCACGUGAUCGUGACGCCUCGGUUUCAAGAAAUAGACACUUUCUCACUUGUAUCGACUUCGUUCGCCCCGACUGCUUCAGGAUUCAGGGCACCAGCGCUUCCGCAGGUGGUUGAUGAGGUUCCCAUGAAUGGCCACUUCAUGUCGCGACCGACGUCUGAAUAUUUCCCAAUUUUCAAUACCCUGAAACUUCAUGCCCAGAUAUCCAAAUGCCCGUCGCUGGCUGACAUCCAUACCACCAGGUACGGAGGCAAUUCAAAACCGCCUUCUCCCGCGGAGCUGCAGAGUCCACCCACGAUCUUCCCGUCUCCUUACGGAUCCCCGCUGGUGACGCCGUACCUUGUGGUUCCUUUGCGACAUUCUCAACCUCGGUAA